Messenger RNA from Capronia coronata CBS 617.96, 6180 nucleotides. RefSeq lists its product as uncharacterized. Lineage: Eukaryota; Fungi; Ascomycota; Eurotiomycetes; Chaetothyriales; Herpotrichiellaceae. Gene Ontology annotation, biological process: metaphase/anaphase transition of mitotic cell cycle; protein K11-linked ubiquitination; anaphase-promoting complex-dependent catabolic process. The transcript has a single exon. Gene Ontology annotation, molecular function: molecular adaptor activity. Bases 1 to 6180 code for a protein of 2059 amino acids. The record is from RefSeq and is a predicted model, not a curated record. Gene Ontology annotation, cellular component: anaphase-promoting complex.
AUGAGUUCAGUCCAGUCGCUCGGCCUCCAUGAACCGAGUGGGCUGCACUACCUCAUUGCCGAAUCGAUCCUCCCGCCCGAUCCCUCACCUUCUCUCUACAAAUGGACAGUAUCUCGGGUUCGAGAUACACCCUCGUCAGGCUUUGUAGAGGAGGAGAUCCUCUAUACGGAACAUUGUGUGGUGUGGUCCCGAAAUGGAGCCAUCAAACGGGCACUGAAUCUUGAAGUCGAGGAGGAGCCCAUCCUACAGGCCUUUGUCACACAAUUCGGAUCUGCAGAAGAGCAGGAAGAAGCCGGGAAACUCGACCAAGGACGUGACGGGGUUUCAAAGCCCCCGGAACGUGGCCUGGUGAUUGUGCUGAAAACCCAAGCUCACAUAUUUCUCCUUUCGGGAGAUGGAUAUGUUCUGCCCCUCUCCUUCGAAGUUGAGUCGGCGUUCGCCUUUCCGUCUGGAUUCAUACUGCAACGGAAGUUGGGGGAAGGUGAGGCUACAGGUCAUGCUGUCUCGGUACACCAUGAUCUUAGCACCAUCAACGAGACCUUGUCCUCAAUCGGAGGCACCAGCUCCAGACCAUCGCUUGUCCUCCCGGAGAGAGAGCAUUCAACUCCGGCCCCUAUCCGGGCGAAUGCCAAUGGCAUGCCGCGUACUUUCUCCUUCACUGAAUUGAUGUCCGAGUUAGGGCUGGUGGUCUGGAGCCCAAGUCGAAAGGGUGAACCACUCGAAGAGUGCAAUGCCCUACCCAGAACAGAGAAGGUCAUUUUCGUCUCGCAGUACAACGAUCUGGAGUUGUUUCAAACUCCUUCCAGACCGGUGUGUGUGGCUUUGACGCUCAAUGAGACCAACUCGACUUUCAGUCUCUGGCAUGUUAGUUCAGAUAUAGUGGCCGAGCGUGGCGACAAGCGGAGCAAAAAAGUUGACCAUGUGCGAUCACGGGCGUCGUUAAGGAAGAGCUCAAACGUCUAUCUGCGGGAGCCUGGAGAAGCACCCCAAUCCGCACGAGGACCCGGUCAUCUCAGAGAGAGUCUUGGAGGUUCAGGGCAACAGUAUCCAGAAGUACCUCUAUUUCCCUCUGCGGAAGAACAACAAUCAUUCCCGGCAGAUCCAACAGACGAUCUCGUUUCCCGACUUGGGCCUGAGUUUGGAGACGUCGGAAUUCAGACACGGUCGGCUCGACGAGUCAGCUCUAUGUUGGCGCGGACUGACCUGGGCACUGGAGCAGAUCGGAACAUGUUCAAUGACCUUGCAAAGGGCCAUGGAGGCCGCCAGAGUCUUCAUCGCGCAGGUAGGCGAGGGGAGUCUAUUGGGAGUUUCAAUGACCGUCGAAGCUUAGGGUUUCGCCGGAGAAGCUCUUUCCAGACCACUGCAUCCAUGUUCAGUACAGCAACGUCCUACUUGGACAUCUCAGCCCAGGGGCUGUUGGAACAGUUCGACCCUUUGCGCCAAUCGACCCGCUUGGAAGAGGAAAACAUCCAUGGCUCGGAAAGUAACCUGCCGAGAGACAUUGGCUUUUUUAGGGUCAAAUCCUUCCCCCGGCGCCAGGGGUCUGAGGAAACCCAUCCCAAUGCCGAGCUCAAGGUUCUGACCUUGACUCCGCAAGCACACGACCGGAACGGAUCACGAGUGAGAGAGAUAUACAUAUGUGUAAUGGAUAAGCCACACCAAGAGUUGACACUGGUGAGAAUCCUUGUGAAGGUUGACAAUCACCGAAGCGUAACAACACGCAUCUCUUCUCCAGCAUCGUUUGAACUCAAAGCCACCGAGAUCCGAAGGUUGUCUGGCAUCAAUGAUGUGUGCAAAGUCGUCGAUGGCCAUGUCCAGCGACUCGUGGUCUUGACACAUUCUCGGUCACAACUCAUGUCUUUGCAGCUGGAAGCACCUUGGUCCCCCUCUUAUGGAGUCGAAUUGCCCUCGCGAUAUGCAAUUUUCGAUCCCUUAGUCGGCCCACAAUCCUACAGUCCGAGAAAAGACAAAGACACAGGAAGUAGGAGAAUGAUUUCCGGGGCAGAAGUACAUCUGCGUGGUCUCCUCGACUCCGGACGUCAAGCCCAAAUCUACGCCACUGAUCAAGAUCACCGUCGACAUUCAAUCCUACUUCGACUGGCACCACGAGAUCGUUUGGUCCUCGAUAUCCUCAAGAUGUCUGAACUGGUAUUGGAUGUCCACCAGAACGAGACGCUACUGGUCAGUUUCUGGGAAGUUUCGCGGUGGUUGAGAGGUCGAGACCCGCCGAUCGAUUCAGAAUGGACUGCUAUUGUCGUGGUCCUCUUCUCACUUGCUGUGCCAUUUAUCAGUAACCAAGUCUCACAUUCCACGCCGGGUCAACGACGGAAGAAGGGUCCCUUCCUUCGCUCCAGCAGUGGAAGCUCUAUUGACCUCACGAAUUAUGACGCUAUGCAUGAGGAAGAGCAUGAUAUGACUUUAAACGCUGGUAUGCAUGGCCCAGCUUGGGGCUGGCUCUUGCAACGACGGCCAGCGAGCUCAACGAUCUCACCAAAGUCGAAGCACACACGUGUUACAAGCACGUCCGCUGCCGGUGACGCAGGCAACGAGAAGAAGAAUUCAUUUGUCAUGACAUGCAUUGCCCUGGCCAGAGAAUACACACUCUCGCCCCUGGGCGAAGGUGCUCUGGGGCCUGAGGGCUAUUUACCAACUUCAAUCAAUAAAGAACGAGACCAUCGUUGCAAUGCGAUCCCAAAGAUUCUCUUAGGGUUGCAUCUCCUAUACGAAGAAAGCAAACUUGACAUCACGACACCCUUGAGAAUGGCUCGGUCACAAAGUAACCUUGUCAUGGUCAUGUCACAACUCGGCCGCUGGCUUGGAUGGAAAGAUUGGUCCUCCGACACCAACGCGUACUACGAGUUCGAAUCCUCAAGUGUCAACAAAUGUCUCUUUGACCUAUCAAUAAUCGACGGGCUCCGGAUGCCGGCCCAGCCUUUUGUCCCUCCUUCGAUCUACCAAUACCUUGAAAGUUGGAUAAAUGGAGUUACUUCCUCUCCAUUCUUGACGCUGGCCAGAAUCGCUGGUGCCGGUGAGACUAUCGAAAGCGACGAUCCACGAUGGCAACGGACUAUUGAAUUGACACCUCGGACAACAGCACUAUUCUCCUUCAUGCAGCAGGCGAAAGAUCGUCUCGGAACUGAACAGACCCUUGAGGCUAUGUUGAGGGCCGGCAUUGAUGAGCAGGUCCUGCGCGACCUGCCUGACGGCGUAGCUGCCGCCUUUCACCAAGCCAUAGCUUCCAAGUGUCACAGGAAGGAUAAAAUGGGGAAUGCUGACGGUGGCAGCGUAUUGGGGACGAGUCAAGGGCACAGCAACCACGACCAAGCGCACUAUGCACACAAGCUACAUUCUGCCUCUACUCAUGACGCGCUGAGAGACUAUCACAGCAUCUGCUCAUCUGCUCUAGAAGCUGAAGCACUUCAACGUUGGGAUGCAUCUUCUGAAGCCGACCGGAAUGCGAUUACAAAAUUGAUCUUUAGCGAGGACCGUCGCUUUCCGGAAGCUUCCAAACUUGUGAACCAGACACGAGCGCCAGUCGUUGAAUGUACACCGGAACCAGACUGGACAGAAGUCGAUCUUUUGGAAGCACAAAAGGAGUUGGCCCAACAUGUCACUCGACGGACAUUAUCUGUGGCGACCGGGAGAGGCAUGAUGCAUUUCAAUGCCCGAGUUCCGUUGCUGACUGAGAGAGUACCGAUUCCAGCAUUCAGCUUACAGUGUGUCUUGAAGCCUCGCACUACAAACGAGAGUACCCAACCUAUGACCUUCAGCGCCGACAAAGCCUCAUUCACCGAAGAGAAAGUAUGUUGGGCGUUCUUCCAUAAUGGAGCGUCGAUGGGUUUGAUGAUCUCAAACGACGCGCCAGGCAUUGAUACCUCUUGGAUCCUUUACAACAAGCCGCCGGAACUGACCAACAGACAUGCGGGUUUCCUGCUCGCUCUAGGUCUCAAUGGCCAUCUAAAGACACUUGCAAAGUGGGUGGCCUUCAAGUAUCUGACCCCUAAGCAUACCAUGACAUCCGUCGGUCUGCUCCUCGGUUUGUCCGCCUCUUUCCUGGGGACCAUGGACACCUUGAUCACGCGACUUCUUUCCGUCCACGUCACUCGACUGCUACCUCCUGGUGCUGCUGAACUAAAUCUGUCGCCAUUAACCCAGACGACCGGCAUCAUGGGCAUUGGGCUUCUCUAUCACAACUCUCAACAUCGUCGCAUGUCAGAAGUGAUGCUCUUGGAAAUCGAAAACAACGACCCUGAAGAAGGGGCUGCUUCCGAUACCGUCCUCCGCGACGAAGGGUAUCGCCUGGCUGCAGGAUUCUCCUUGGGCCUCAUCAACCUGGGUCACGGCCGACGCCUCCACGGUCUUCACGAUAUGGGCAUAACUGAACGACUGCUCACCAUUGCUGUAGGAACGAAGAAUGUGAACAUGGUUCAUGUCUUGGACCGCGCCACAGCGGGAGCGGUCAUGGCCCUCGCAUUCAUCUUCCUCAAGACAAACGACGAAAUCAUUGCCAGAAAGGUUGACAUCCCAGACACUCUUCACCAGUUCGACUAUGUCCGACCCGACAUUUUCCUUCUACGCACGCUAGCUCGCCACCUGAUCAUGUGGGAUUCAAUUAGCCCUACCCAGACCUUUAUCCAAUCCUCUCUGCCCGAGCCCUACAGACGACGUGCGGACCUCAAAUCCACGAAGACGCUCGGCACGGAAGAUCUCCCGUUCUUCAAUAUCGUGGCCGGGGUCUGUUUCGCCUUGGGACUGAGGUUUGCCGGAUCGCAGCGCCAGGAUGUUCGUGACCUGUUGGUCUCCUAUCUCGACCAAUUCCUCCGGCUGAGCCGGUUGCCGGCACACAACUACGACGCAAGGGUGACGUUGAACAGUGUCCGCAACUGUCUCGACGCGCUAGCCUUGGCCGCCGCCUCUGUCAUGGCAGGAUCCGGCGAUCUGGUCGUCAUGCGCCGGUUACGCGCUCUCCAUGGCCGCACAGACAAGGAAACACCGUACGGAAGCCAUCUGGCAGCGCACAUGGCUCUAGGCACGCUGUUUCUUGCCGGCGGGACAAGGACGUUCGGCACGUCCAAACUCGCCGUCGCCAGUCUAUGUAUCGCCUUCUACCCCGUCUUCCCCAGCGACGUCCUGGACAACCGCGCGCAUCUCCAAGCCCUGCGUCAUCUGUGGGUUCUUGCCGUCGAGGGACGAUGUCUCGUCGCUCGCGACGGCGACGCAGGGGGUUCGGUAGUCGGCGGAGUGACGGCCCUCAUCCACCUCAAAGACGGAACCACCCAAUCAAUCCGUCUCCCUGGCCUCGUACCGGAAUUUGACAUGAUCCAAUCAAUCGAAGUCAAAGGCGAAGGCUUCUGGGACGGCUGCAUCGACUUCGACUCGACCGCGGACGGGACCAAGGCGCUACGACAAAGGAUCAAGGCCGAAAAUUGCAUCAAUGUCACACUCCGUCGGCGCGCGGCUUAUGAUCGACCUUCCGAAGAUCUGUUCACGGCCGAACUACAGGCUCUCAGCGAGGCAGAGGGCAUUCCGAGUGUGGAUCCCAAUUCCGUCUCGUCGCACGCAUACGCUCAUGGCGGCGCUGCUGGCUUGAAUGCGACCGGCUCGGGGACUUCCAAGGCGGCAAAUCCUUUCGAAUGGCUGUUCGAACUGGAUUCGCUGAAGGGCUUCGAUCAUGCGGAGCGGGCGCUGGUCUUGAACCCGACGCCGAUCGGCCAAUGGAAUGCCAAUGAGCUGUUGAAGACCACCGUCGUCGAUUCGAGACUCGAGUUCGAGAAGGGCAUUCUCCCGCCAGAAGAUGGUGUCCUUUCGAGGACUUCCUCUUCAAUCUCGACAGCCGCACAACAAGUGCAGUCUCAGGUGGGUCGAGGACAAGGUCGGGGUCAGGGUCAGGGUCAGAUGCAAAAAGAUAAAUUGUGGCAACUGCGCCUGUUGUUUGCGUGGUUCGAUCGAUGGGAGAAAGAAGAUGAAGAAAUUGAACCGCAACAGCAACAAACCCACCAGGAGAACAGCACUGGUGUCCAUGGCGAUGACGAGAAAUGGUUCAACAGGUCCGGAGGCACCUGGUUGAGGAAGGAAGUCAUCGACCGUCUGAGAUGGAGGGUCUGGAACAUGGCCACUGGCGGACAGGAUCAGGAUCAGGAUGAUGCUGAUGUUGGUUUUGACACCGGGAAUGGAGUAUGA